Messenger RNA from Camelina sativa (false flax), 1954 nucleotides. RefSeq names its product cytochrome P450 71B3-like. The record is from RefSeq and is a predicted model, not a curated record. Lineage: Eukaryota; Viridiplantae; Streptophyta; Magnoliopsida; Brassicales; Brassicaceae. Gene Ontology annotation, molecular function: iron ion binding; monooxygenase activity; oxidoreductase activity, acting on paired donors, with incorporation or reduction of molecular oxygen.
UCAUUUUCGUGACUUUAUGUGACUAUUUUGUCACUAUUUAAAAAAAAGUUACGGAAUGACCGUGACGAGGAAGUGGCUAUAUGAUAUUUUUUUACUAGUGACUCUGUCUUAUCUCAAACCUUAUCCCGACCGACGACACAAAACGACAUUUAACUUUGUAUAUAUCAAAACCAACCUGUUUCUGUAUAUUUAAAAGUCUUCUCAGAGUAGAUUUAAAUCGAAACUUGUUGUUUUGUACUAAAUACUCUGUUUCUCUAUCUCCGAAAAAACAAAGGAACAAAAACAAUGGCGACUCUUCUGUCUUUCUUCUUACUUCUAUCCCUUCCCGUUCUCUUCUUGGUAAUUUACACCAAGAAGAUCAAAGACUCAAAACAGAGAUUUCCUCCGAGCCCACCAAAGCUUCCUUUCAUCGGAAACCUACACCAGCUUCGAGGAUUGCUUCACAUAUGUCUUCACGAUCUCUCCAAGAAAUAUGGACCAGUGAUGCAUCUCAGUCUAGGGUUUAUCCCAGUUGUGGUAAUCUCAUCAAGUGAAGCAGCAGAAGAAGUUCUUAAAACCCAUGACCUAGAGUGUUGUACACGACCCAAGGCUCUUGGAAUGCAAACAUUUUCGCGUAACGGUAAAGACAUUGGUUUUGCGUCAUACGGUGAGGGAUGGAGAGAAUUGCGCAAGAUUGCUAUUCUCGAGUUCUUCAACACGAAAAAGGUUCGAUCUUUUAGGUAUAUCAGAGAGGAAGAAAAUAACUUGAUGGUCAAGAAACUGACAGAAUCAGCUUUGAAGCAACCUCCGGUGGAUUUAGGCAAAACCCUUUUCUCUCUAUCUGCGAGUAUCGUAUUUAGAUCUGCCUUUGGACAUAAUUUAUCGGAAACCAAACAUAUCAAUAAGGAAAAGAUUGAAGAAUUGAUGUUUGAAGCUAUAACAAAUAUGUCUUUCAAAUUUUCCGAUCUCUUCCCUACUGCUGGUAUCGGAAGGUUUAUGGACUUUAUUUUAGGAGAACAUAAGAGACUUCACAACAGUUUCGUUGAAGUUGAUACUUUUGUCAAGAAAAUAGUUGAUGAUCAUUCGAAGAUUAGACAUGGAGUAACAUCUCAAGAUCGUCCUGAUAUCGUUGAUGUGAUGUUGGAAAUGUUACACAAACACGAACAAGAUGAUUCUUUCAAGCUCACAGUUGAUCAUCUCCAUGGAGUCAUCUCAAAUAUAUUUCUUGCUGGAGUAGACACAAGUGCUGUCACCAUGAUUUGGGCGAUGGCAGAGCUUAUUAAAAACCCGCGUGUGAUGAAGAAAGUUCAAGAUGAGAUCCGAAGUUGCAUUGGAAUCAAACAAAAUGAAAGAAUCGACGAAGAAGGUGUUGAUAAGCUUCAAUACUUGAAGCUUGUGAUCAAAGAAACCUUAAGACUACACCCACCAGCUCCUCUAUUAAUUCCAAGAGAAACAAUGAGUCAAAUCAAUAUUCAAGGCUACAACAUUCCCCCAAAAACCCUUAUUUUGGUAAACGCAUGGUCUAUCGGCCAAAACCCUUACCGCUGGGAAAGUCCAGAGGAGUUUAUCCCGGAGAGGUUUAUUGAUUUUCCUGUGGAUUACAGAGGACAGAGUUUUGAAAUGUUACCGUUUGGUUCUGGCCGGAGGAUGUGUCCGGGAAUGGCUUUUGGGAUUUCGACAGUUGAACUGGGACUCUUGAACUUGCUUUACUUCUUUAAUUGGAGAUUACCUGAGGAGAAUCAAGAUAUGAACAUGGAAGAAGCUGGUGAUGUCAUAAUUGUUAAGAAAUUUCCUCUUGAGCUUCUUCCUAUUAUUCGCCAGUGAUAGGGUGACAUAAUCUUAAGGAACAAGAAGUAAAACUUGGUAAUAGAUCAGACUUAAUUAGACUAGUUAUGUUUUGUUUUUUUUUUUAAUAAUAAAACUUGUUGGACAAGGAUAAAGCUCAUUUGUUUUAUUAUGGCAGUGAUAACUGAUC